AUGCUUAAUACAAAAAUAACUCUAUUUCUUGGACAUAUUCAAUCUGUUUACUAUCAAAAUAUUUUGAAAAUUAUUAUAUAUUUAAUUCAAUCAUCGAAUAAUGAUGAAACAUUAAUUCAACAACUUCUUUCAUUAACGAUUGAUAAAAUGUCUUUAUUUUUAUCAAGUGGCGAUGUCGAAGCACAAGAACGAGUAGGCCAUGUUUCUUUUUAUUUUAGAGGACAUCAAGAUAGAAAAUUGUAUUUUUCAGGUGGAGAUGAACAUGCAAGUGUUAUUUUACAUAUUCUUAAAACAGCAUUAAAAUUAAUUGAAAAAUCUGAAUUUAAUGUUAAUGAAUUAUCAGCAUUAUUUGAUUGUGUUCUUAAUCCAGUUGCUGCUAAAGCUCAAAGAAAAAUUGUUGUACCAAAUAGUUUGGAUUUGAAUGCUUGGAUAAAUGAUCCUUCAUCGGAUAGUGCCGAUGAAUUAAUAACAAUAAGUUCACAUUAUGAUAAUAAAGAUUUAUUUUAUGGUGAUAAUGGAGAAAUUAUAAUUCUAAUUUAUAUUCCGGUAAAAAAAUCAAAACCUGAUGAUGAAUCAUCAAAAAAAGGAAAUAAAUCAUCGAAAAAAUCUAAUAUAACAGUAAUCGAUGAUAAUGAUGAUGAUAUUUAUCGAAUUGCUAAAGUAACACGUGGUGGUGAAUUACCAGAAGGUGCUACAGAAAGUGGAAAUGAAGAUAAUGAUCAUGAUGUAAUUGUUCGAAAAAAUAAAAAAUAUGAUCCACAUCGAGCACUUAAUAUUGACUUAAGUGAAAAACCUAUUCAAUCGAUUCCUACAUCACCACCACCGUUGACAUCUCAAUUAAAAGAACCAGUUCCUAAACAAGUUGAAACACCUCCUAUAUUAACUGGAAAGCCAAAAAGAUCUAAGAAAAAGAAAAUAAUUGAAAAACAAGAACAAUCAUCAACGUCGAAAUCUAAACACAACCGAGAAAGUAGUGAUUAUAAAGGAUUAUUAUCACCAGCUGAUGAGGAAGAAAAUUGUCCAACUUCAACACCUCCUCUUCCUGCUAUUGCAAAGAAACCAAAGAAAAAAAAUCAUCAUCCAUCAAUAGCUCAACUUGAUGUAACAUUUCUUUUAAAAAAUCGAACAUCAUUUAUUAUUGAUCAUAUAAUUAUUCAUUGUAUUGAUAGUAUGAGUUCGAAAUUAUUAAAUACAACAAGUACAAAUUUAAUAUCAUUUCCAUCUAUAAAUCUUUUUUUUCAUUCACAAAAUUAUAUUCAUAUUUAUUUUUCAAUAAAUGCUAUAUUAUUUUCUCAAAAAUUAAAAACAACACUAACUUAUUCUAUAAAUAAAUCAAAUACAAUUGAAACAGAUAGAAUUGAAUUUAAACUUAAUUUACCUUGUUCACAAUAUUUACGACGAAAGACUAUUGAUUCUAUUGCAUUUGCUGAUUUGAUGAGUUCGGGUGCAUUGAUAUGUCAAUCACAACUUCGUAUUUCAUCAUCUAAUCAAGACUUUCUAUUGAUGAUUAAUACAAUUUGUCAAUCUUAUCGAUUAACUGUUGUCGAAAAAAUUAAUUCGGCUGCAUCUUUAUAUGCUGAAACAAUUCUUGAACAACCAAUAGCUCUCUUAUUUAAAUCAAUAGUAUGUAUAUUUUGA
Messenger RNA from Rotaria sordida, 1638 nucleotides. The record is from the annotation of a GenBank genome assembly. Lineage: Eukaryota; Metazoa; Rotifera; Eurotatoria; Philodinida; Philodinidae.